Colletotrichum aenigma is the source of this 1638-nucleotide messenger RNA. RefSeq names its product Carboxypeptidase Y-like protein A. The transcript is spliced from 2 exons. The record is from RefSeq and is a predicted model, not a curated record. Gene Ontology annotation, biological process: proteolysis. Gene Ontology annotation, cellular component: fungal-type vacuole. Lineage: Eukaryota; Fungi; Ascomycota; Sordariomycetes; Glomerellales; Glomerellaceae. Gene Ontology annotation, molecular function: serine-type carboxypeptidase activity. Bases 1 to 1638 code for a protein of 545 amino acids.
AUGAGGUUCUCAACCUCCGCCCUCGUGCUCGGCGCCGCCUCCACCGCGGUCGCCCUGGACCAGCACGUCCUUGGUGGCAACGACAGUCCCUUCGACUCCAUCAAGACUGCCGGCGAGAACUGGUUGUCGGCGUUCGAGGACAAGUUUGGCAAGAUGACCUCUGAAGCCAAGGCCGUCUGGGACGAAAUCACUCUCCUCGCUCCCGACGCUGUCGAGGCCUUCAAGAAGAACGCCAUUCCCUCCAAGCCCAAGCCCCACCGCCGCAAGGCUGAUAAGCACUGGGAUCACGUCGUCAAGGGCGCUGACCUUGAGAGCAUGUGGGUUGAGAAGAAUGGCGAGAAGCACCGCAAGGUUGGGGGUCCUCUCAAGAACUUCAACCUGCGCGCCAAGAAGGUCGACCCCUCCGCUCUCGGCGUAGACAAGGUCAAGCAGUACAGCGGUUACCUCGAUGACGAGGAGAACGACAAGCAUCUCUUCUACUGGUUCUUCGAGUCCCGCAACGACCCCAAGAACGACCCCGUUGUUCUGUGGCUCAACGGUGGCCCUGGCUGCUCUUCCCUCACCGGUCUGUUCAUGGAGCUCGGCCCUGCUUCUAUCGACAAGAAACUCAAGGUUGUCAACAACGAGUGGUCGUGGAACAACAACGCCUCCGUCAUCUUCCUUGACCAGCCCGUCAACGUCGGCUACUCCUACUCUGGCUCUUCCGUCUCCAACACGGUCGCUGCUGGCAAGGAUGUCUACGCCCUGCUCUCCCUCUUCUUCCACGAAUUCCCCGAGUACGCCAAGCAGGACUUCCACAUUGCUGGCGAGUCCUAUGCCGGCCACUACAUCCCCGUCUUCGCCUCUGAGAUUCUCUCUCACGAGGACCGCAACAUUAACCUGAAGAGUGUCCUGAUUGGCAACGGUCUCACUGACGGCCUGACCCAGUACGAAUACUACCGCCCCAUGGCUUGCGGAGAGGGUGGCUACCCUGCCGUUCUCGACCAGGGCGAGUGCCAGGCCAUGGACAAUGCUCUUCCCCGCUGCCAGAGCCUGAUCAAUAACUGCUACGAUUCUGGCAGCGUCUGGUCUUGCGUCCCCGCCAGCAUCUACUGCAACAACGCCCUCAUCGGCCCUUACCAGCGCACCGGACAGAACGUCUACGACAUCCGUGGCAAGUGCGAGGACAGCAGCAACUUGUGUUACUCUGCUCUUGGCUGGAUCGCCGACUACCUGAACCAAGAUUCCGUCAAGGAGGCCCUCGGCGCCGAGGUCGACAGCUACGACAGCUGCAACUUUGACAUCAACCGCAACUUCCUCUUCGCUGGCGACUGGUUCCAGCCCUUCCACCGCGUUGUUCCCAAGCUUCUCGAGAAGAUCCCCGUCCUCAUCUACGCUGGUGAUGCUGACUACAUCUGCAACUGGCUCGGCAACCGUGCCUGGACCGAGGCUCUCGAGUGGCCCGGUCAGAAGUCGUUCAACAAGGCCGAGGUCAAGGGCCUCCACGUUGGCAAGGGCGAGGAAUACGGCAAGGUAAAGUCCAGCGGCAACUUUACCUUCAUGCAGCUCUACGGUGCUGGCCACAUGGUCCCCAUGGACCAGCCCGAGGCUUCCUCAGACUUCUUCAACCGCUGGUUGGGCGGUGAGUGGAGCGCUUAA